AUGGCAUCUCUCCACCGCCCCCGUUCAACCUCCUGCCACCACGAGCCUCUGCUUCAUGACUUUCAGGGGCAGGAAAUUGAUCAUGAGAGGCAGGAUGAGGAAAUCUCUUCAGCAAAGAAUGACAAGAAACCAGAAGAUGGCCUGGAGGAACAAGACAAUCAUAUUUAUCCAAGAUGGCUCGCCAGUCAUAGUCGUGAAGGCCGUUAUGAGAAGAUCACACCAGAAGAGCAGGAUCAUCACACAUCCUCCUUUUGUUCUGCAGAAACUAAAAGCAUCUUACCCUGUUAUCUUGACUCGCUGCGCUUACCGGAGGUUAAACGUCAUCACUCUCGUAGUGGACGAGAAGCCUUCGUGAUGGCUGUGCUAUCCGCCGCGUCACUCUUCCUCAUCCUGCGAAUUCUACUUGUCACUCUCUGGCCUGCGUCUCUCGUUGAUGCCGUGCCUAAACCUCAAGGCGAUGUCCCUACCGCUGCUGCAGAUGGCUACUGGCUCGCUAACAUCCCUCGGAAUGGCAAAGUUGCCUACGGUGACUCCUCAUACAAGAUCUUCCGUAACGUAAAAGAGUAUGGAGCAAAGGGUGACGGCUCAACCGAUGACACCGUUGCCAUCAACCGGGCCAUCUCUGAGGGGGCACGAUGUGGCGAAGGCUGUGAUUCCUCCACCGUCAAACCUGCCAUUGUCUAUUUUCCAUCUGGUACAUACAUGGUCAGCGCGCCAAUCAUUCAAUACUACUAUACCCAGUUCAUCGGUGACCCUCACAAUCUCCCAGUCAUCAAGGCAACUGCAAAUUUUGUGGGCAUUGCAGUGCUUGACACCGAUCCAUAUAUUCCAGGAGGGAAUGGCAGGCAGUGGUAUACCAAUCAGAACAACUUCUUCCGUCAGAUCCGCAACUUUGUUGUCGACAUCACUAACCAGCCGCUGGGGCUGGGUGCUGGAAUCCAUUGGCAGGUUGCACAAGCCACCAGUCUUCAGAACAUCCGCUUUGAGAUGCGAAAAGGUGGUGGUUCCGAGAACAAGCAGCAAGGUAUCUUCAUGGACAAUGGUAGUGGUGGAUUUAUGUCAGAUCUUGUCUUCAAUGGCGGACUCUUUGGUGCUUUCUUGGGCAAUCAGCAGUUCACUACGCGGAACCUUACCUUCAACGACUGCCAAACUGCCAUUUUCAUGAACUGGAACUGGUUGUGGACAUUCAAAUCGGUCAACAUCAACAACUGUGGAAUAGGUCUCGAUAUGGCCAACCGCCCUGACGGCAACAACCAGAGCGUGGGCUCUGUGCUGCUACUGGACAGCAAGUUCACCGCCACACCGACAGCGAUCAAGACCGCCUUCUCUGAGAACAGUAUUCCCAAUACUGGUGGCACCCUAGUUCUUGAAAAUGUUGAUUUCACCGGUGCUCAGGUCGCUGUUGCUGGGCUUACUGGAAACACUGUUCUUGCUGGUGGUGCUGUGGUGGACUCUUGGGCACAAGGCAGUAUAUACCGUCCAUCAGCAGGGACUCAACGUAUGGCUAAACGUCUGCCACAAGCACCAGCUGCUUCCGAAGCCUGUUCUGCCUCUGCAGCACCACUCGUCAGUUCCGCAACGGCUGUCACUCCCCUCUCUUCUGGAGGCAUCACAGCAGGGGGCGCAAGCACCCCCUCGGCCGGCUCGGCUUCUACCUUUUCUUCCGUGGUCAGCCCCAUAGCAGUUUCGCCCUUGCCAUCUUCCGGUAGCGUCUUAUCUGCUCCAAUCUCGCCCAUUCCAUUCGCCAAUGGUACUCAAUCCAAUGUCACUGCACAGGCAUGUUCGGAGCCUCCUUCACCCAAAGCUCGAAUCCGUGGUCAACAAGGUUUGACUGCUCCGACCAAGGCGACCUCACUGCUCGACAACGGCAAGGUCUUUGAGCGGUCCAAGCCUCAAUAUGAGAAUGUCCCUAUUUCGUCCUUUGUCAGUGUCAAGUCGAAGGGUGCCAAGGGUGAUGGUGUAACAGAUGAUACGGCUGCUAUCCAAAACAUCCUUAAUAGUGCGACCACUGACCAAAUCGUCUACUUCGACCACGGCGCUUAUGUCAUCACCGACACUGUCAACGUUCCCAAAAACAUCAAGAUCACUGGAGAGAUUUGGCCUCUCAUCAUGGCCUCAGGCCCAGCAUUCUCUGAUCAGAAUAACCCUAGGCCCGUCUUCCGUGUUGGUGCUCCUGGUGAUCGUGGUGCAGUUGAAAUGACAGAUCUCAUGUUCCAGACCCUGGGCCCUGCUCCUGGUGCUAUUAUGAUGGAGUGGAACGUCGCAGAUUCUUCUCAAGGCUCAUGUGCUCUCUGGGAUGUUCACUUCCGCAUUGGUGGUACCGCUGGCACUCGGCUCCAGAUCGAUCGUUGUCAGAAGAACGAGAACGUCACCACAACAUUUAAGCCCGAGUGCGCCGGGGCUUUCAUGCUGAUGCACAUUACUCAACAGGCUACGGCGUAUCUGGAAAACACCUGGUUUUGGGUGGCUGAUCAUGAGCUCGACCUGUCGUCUUGGCCGGGUUAUGCAAUCAACAACCAGAUUAACGUCUAUAAUGGUCGUGGCAUACUUGUCGAGAGCAAAGGUCCAGUCUGGAUGUACGGUACUAGCUCUGAACAUUCUCAGCUGUACAAUUAUCAAAUUGCCAACGCCCAGGACAUUUGGAUGGGUUCCAUUCAGACCGAGACCGCCUACAUGCAAGCAAACCCCAAUGCGCUCAACGGUGGCUUCCCCCCCAACGAAGCCUACUCCGAUCCUGACUUCGCCACUUGCACAACAGACAGCUGCAGAAAGACCUGGGGCCUUCGUGUUCUCGAUUCGAACGAUGUCUACAUGUACGGAGGCGGCUUGUACAGUUUCUUCGAGAAUUACAAUCAGGUAUGCCUUGACACCGAGUCGUGUCAAGAAAAUAUGGUCGACAUUCAGUGCUCCGACGAUGUGUGGCUCUUCGGGCUCAGCACCAAGGCGAGUGUCAACAUGGUAACUGUCAACGGUCAGAGCCAAGCUAUUGGUUUGGAGAAUGACAAUGUCUUCUGCCAGACUGUGGCAUUGUUUCAGGAGCCAUAG
Endocarpon pusillum Z07020 is the source of this 3045-nucleotide messenger RNA. RefSeq lists its product as uncharacterized. The coding region runs from base 1 to 3045 and encodes 1014 amino acids. The record is from RefSeq and is a predicted model, not a curated record. Gene Ontology annotation, molecular function: polygalacturonase activity. NCBI's taxonomy places the organism in Eukaryota, Fungi, Ascomycota, Eurotiomycetes, Verrucariales, Verrucariaceae. The transcript is spliced from 3 exons.